UCCUUUCUCCGCUUGUUGUCAAACAAAUGCCGCUUCCACCCUGGGAAUCAAGGCUCUGGAAAGAACCGAGAUUAAAAAGUAGAAUUUACAGCUUCGUUCGUGUUCCGGAGAUUAUGAUCGAAAUUUCGCAAAAAAUGUCCAAGAAUCCUCGAGAAUCUGAAGAAAGAAAAAAAAUUUCACGAGAAUGGACAGGAAAUCAUCAAAGAAGAAACCCUUCGUCGCCAUCAUCAUCAUCACAUUCCACCAUCGCUCACACUCUCUCGUCUCUAUUGUGCUCUAUAGUUGCUGCUCUCUCUCUCGCAUCGCUCACUCUCUCGUCUCUAUCGCGCGCUCCAUAAUCGCCGCUCUCUCUUUGCCAACCUAAGAGGGGCGAGACGUUGUUUGAAUGUAGCAUACUUACGUAUAUUCUAGUAUGUGGCAUGGAAACGCAAGUCCUGGGCACCAGGAAUCUCCACGAAGCCCUCGAUCGCCUUGCGCAGUCCAACGCCGCGCUGGUUCCGGCGUCCUAUGGUGCUCUUCUCAAAGAAUGCGGCAAUGCCAGGGAGCUGGCGCUGGGCAAGCUCGUCCACUCUCACAUCGCCAAGCACGGAUCAUCCGACAGAGACACAUUCCUGGGGAAUUUCUUGGUUCACAUGUAUGGGCGGUGUGGAAGCAUCGACGACGCGCGCAGGGUCUUUGAUAGAAUCCGGCUGCGCAACGUCUUCUCUAGCAACAUCAUGAUCGCGGCAUUUGCCGAGAAUGGGGAUCUUGCUAGCGCGAAGAACUUGUUCGAUCGAUCGACCGUGAAGAACACCGUGACAUGGAACGCAAUGAUCAAUGCGUACGUGGGCGCUGGCGCGAUGGAAGAAGCUAAAGAUCUGUUCAAGGCGAUGCCAGUGAGAGACGUCGUUUCGUGGAGCGCGAUGAUCAAAGCAAAUGCCGGGAGAGGGGAUUUGGAGAUGGCGAUUCUUCUCUUCAAGCUCAUGGAUCUUGAUGGAGUGCGGCCGAAUCGCGUGACAUUCAUGUGUGUGCUCGAGGUGUGCGCUGAUCUAGAGGCAAUCACGCUGGGGAUCACGAUCCACGAGCUCAUCCGGGAGGCAGGGCUGGAAUCCGAGACGAAGAUCGCGAACACGCUCAUCCACAUGUAUGGGAGCUGCGGGAACAUCCAGAAAGCCAGCGAGAUCUUCGAAUCGAUGCCACACAAAUCCACAGUCUCGUGGAAUUCCAUCGUCUCGGCCUAUGCCUGGAGUGGAGAUCUCGAUCAAGCCAAGCGCCUGUUCGAUCGGAUGCCCCAGCGCGACGUGGUGUCGUGGAAUUCGAUGCUCGUGGCGUAUUCCCAGAACGGGCAUGGCGAUCGAGCUCUGGAGCUGUUCUUGGCGAUGGAUCCCUCGCUGCAAAACGAGGUCACGUUCGUAAUCGCGGCGGAUGCCUGCGCGAGCCAGGCAGCGCUGGAAGAGGGCAUCGCGAUCCACUCGCGAGCAUCGGCCCGGGGAUUCGAUGCCGACAUCCGCGUCGCGAAUGCGCUGCUCAAUCUCUACGCGAAAUGCGGCACGAUCGAUCGCGCGAAAGAUCUCUUCGAGAGGAUGAUCGAGAGGGACGCUGUCUCGUGGACUGCGAUGAUCACAGCGUUUAGCCAGAGCGGGCAAGCAUCAGAGGCACUGCUGAUGAUCCAGGCGAUGGAUCUCGAGGGUGUGAAGCUGGAUGGAUUCACCUACGUGACGGCGCUGGACGCGUGCGCGAUCAUCACUCCUCCGGCGGUGGGCGAGGGGCGAUCGAUCCACUCGAGGGCCGUGUUCUACGGCUAUGGCGGCGACACCCUUGUGGCCAACGCGCUCGUCACGCUCCUGGGCAAAUCCGGGAGCGUGGAGGGCGCCAAGACCGCCUUCGAUCGAAUUCGCUCCAAGGACGCCGUGUCGCUCAACAGCAUGAUCGCGAUCUACGCCGCGAAUGGAUCCGGCGAGGCGGCGGUGGAGGCGCUGCGAUCCAUGGCGGCGGACGGCGUGAGCCCCGAUUCCAUCACAUUCAUGAGCGCGCUCUCGGCGUGUAGCCACUCGGGACUGCUGGAUCUGGCCUGGGAGCUCUUCCCGUGCAUCGCUGGGGACUAUGGGAUCGCUCCAGCGAUGGAUCACUACGUGAGCUUGCUGGAUCUGCUGGCUAGAGCUGGGAGGAUUGACGAGGCCGCGGAUUUGAUCGCCCAUAUGCCAUUUGAGCCGCCGGUGCUGGCGUGGACGAUACUGCUGGGCGCCUACAAUGCGAUGGGGCAGCAAGGAUCCAAUGCCGUGGAGCGAUCGAUGGAGCUAGAGCCCGAGAACUCGGCACACUAUGUCCUUCUCUCCCAUCUCAGGAGCCCUAAAAACAGGGGUAGGGUUUGAUUUAAAGUUUGGUUUUUGGGGGGAAGGAAGGAGGGGAGCGGCCAUGGAUCCAAGGGGUGGACGCGAGAAAAAGCAGCGCCGGGCGGCGACCGAAGAUCUUUGGCGAAAAUCCGGGGUAAAUGUAGUGGUUCUUUCGAUUCA
Molecule: messenger RNA, 2492 nt
Organism: Selaginella moellendorffii
Lineage: Eukaryota; Viridiplantae; Streptophyta; Lycopodiopsida; Selaginellales; Selaginellaceae
Product: putative pentatricopeptide repeat-containing protein At1g77010, mitochondrial
Exons: 1
Coding region: 420-2351 (643 amino acids)
Biological process (GO): RNA modification
Molecular function (GO): RNA binding; protein binding
Source: RefSeq, a predicted model, not a curated record